UACGGCGCUGUUUUAACCCAACGAAAUUUUUCAGGAAGGUCGAAAAAUGACUUUAGAACAUCUUCGAUAUUAUCAAUUGGUCCUGCAGCAAGGCGAAAAUAACUGCUUUUAUCGUAUGGUAUAGGUAUACGCCUUAUUCAGCCCGCCGACAUUUUGAUUCGAAAACGAGGCUGUGAGGGAUUAGCAGUCAGCAGCGUUCACUAUGGCGUAUUGUUGUGUACCGGGAUGCCGGUCGUUUAGCCGUCAAAAUAAAGACAAUACGUCAUUUCACAAAUUUCCACAGGACAGAGAACUUCAGAAAAAGUGGAUUGUUAAAAUUCGACGGGACAUUGGACCUAACUUUCAGAUUACAAAGAACACACGAGUGUGCUCGAAACAUUUCUCUCCGGAAUGUUUUUCAAGAACACUGACUGGAAUCAGGAAGCUAAAGGGAGGUUCAGUUCCCUCCGUGUUUACAUGGACUCAACAGCCAAACGAAAGGAAAACCUUACGAUCACAAGAAAAAUGGCAUUUAGAGGAAGAACAUGAGGAAGAUGAAAGUUCUACAAAGGAUGGACCAAGCAACGAAGAAUGGUUAGUAGAAAUCUAUCAUACAAAAUGUGUACCAUAUUUUCUGCACUAUAAGGCGCACUUAAAAGCUUUUAAUUUUCUAAAAAAAAUGACAGUAAGCCUAAUAAUCCGGAGCGCUUUAUAUAUGGAUCAAGGCGCUCAAGGCGUCUUUAUAUGACUGUUUUGUUGACAUUCCCUUUAUCACAGCUCUAUCUAGUGGAUGCAUAACACAAACCCAGUCAAACGUUUGACUGCAGUAUCUUCUAUUCUAUGCGCCUUAUAAUCCAGUGCGCCCUAUAUAUGAAAACAGUUCUAAUAGGCCAUUCAUUGAAGGUGUGCCUUAUGGUGCGCCUUAUAGUGCGGAAAAUACGGUAUAUAAAUGCAUCAAAUGAGAAAUAAACAUGAAUAUAGAAUAGGUGUAUAAAAUCUUACUUGCCUGCUCUCAUUCUCUCUCUCUCUCUGUAAGAGCCAUAUUGCAUAAUUCAUUAUUUAAAUUGAGUAUCACAACUAUUUGUGUUAUGUUGCAUGUU
Messenger RNA from Carassius auratus (goldfish), 1079 nucleotides. RefSeq names its product THAP domain-containing protein 1-like. NCBI's taxonomy places the organism in Eukaryota, Metazoa, Chordata, Actinopteri, Cypriniformes, Cyprinidae. Bases 203 to 727 code for a protein of 174 amino acids. The transcript has 5 exons. Gene Ontology annotation, molecular function: sequence-specific DNA binding. The record is from RefSeq and is a predicted model, not a curated record.